Aureobasidium pullulans EXF-150 is the source of this 1359-nucleotide messenger RNA. RefSeq names its product dockerin type 1. The record is from RefSeq and is a predicted model, not a curated record. Lineage: Eukaryota; Fungi; Ascomycota; Dothideomycetes; Dothideales; Saccotheciaceae. The coding region runs from base 1 to 1359 and encodes 452 amino acids. The transcript has a single exon.
AUGGCGGCAAAGCAAUAUUCUCCGCGCGUGUUGGUGCUCGCUAAAGACCCCAAUACUGUCUGCCGGCUUAACGCAAACGCGUUUCAGCAGGAUGCCAUUACGACUUUCAACAACUUCCAGUAUGUCGCCUACUACACUGCCGCUUCGACAAGUCCAGACAGUGUCCGAUAUGUCACAUUAGGGAGACGAAACUUGAUCGAGACAGAUCAAGAUUGGGAGAAAUUGGUCCUCAAAGACUACGAUCAAACCACUGACGAUGGCCACAAUACAAUCAGUAUCGGUAUCUGUACUGGCGACGGGACUAUACAUGUCUCUUUUGACCAUCAUUGCGAUGAUUUACGAUACAGGAUCUCUCCAGCAGGCGUCGCCCUAAAUCCAAGCUCACACGAUUGGACUUCUUCUCUGUUUGGUCCUGUCCGCAAUCAUCUGCCAGGACUAGAGCCAAGUGCCUUUACCAGCAUAUCAUAUCCUCGAUUUGUCAGUGCUGGCGACGACCUCAUGUUCGAAGCUCGGACUGGUAAAGCUGGUGCAGGAUCAGAUAUGAUGUUCUUGUACUCCUCCGAAAGACAGACUUACACAUCACGCGGCACAUAUCUUGUUGGCAUCAACAACAAUCCCUACCCUAAUGGGAUAUCCUUUGCGAACGGGAGAAUGCAUGUCAGCUGGACAUAUCGUGACUUCAUCGCCUAUGAGGGAGCGGACGAUCUAGACAACAAUGCUCACAAAGCACAAGCUGGUCCGAACGGUCCAGAAAACAACUUCGACUUGAACUAUGCAUACAGCGAUGAUUGCGGGCAAUCUUGGUGCAAUUCUGUCGGUCACACGAUUGCCAGUCUUGAAGACACUCAAGCAGUCUCCGAACCUGGCAUUUCGCCAUCUGCCAAAAACAUUGCUAUACAGAAGAUACCGAAGUACAGUGGCAUCAUGAACCAAGAAUCUCAAUGUAUCGGGUCUGUGACUGGCGACUUCCACGUACUCAAUAGAGACAACACUUCGGGAACUGAGCAAUGGCGCCAUUACCUUCGUGACGCUGUCACUGGCGAAUGGACUUCCACAGCCAUACCUGAUGCCUUCCCCACAGAGACAGGGUCUCGAGGCUGCAUUGCGAGUGAUGCGACCGGCAAUAGCAUCUACAUUUUGUUGCCUGGAAACCAAGAUACGAGCUUGAUGUUGUUGCGAAGGAGGAAACUCGAAGGUGCCGGCUAUUCGGGCUUCGAUGUGCUGUGGUCCGGCGAGAGAUACGAUGGCGAGCCAAACGUUGACCGUGCAAGGUUGAGCCAAGGUGAUGGUAUAUUGAGCGUAUUCACACGCACAGCAGGGACUGAGAGGGACGUCGUGGUGCUUGACUUCGAAUUGUAG